Melanotaenia boesemani (Boeseman's rainbowfish) is the source of this 6211-nucleotide messenger RNA. RefSeq names its product UHRF1 binding protein 1-like (gene bltp3b). The coding region runs from base 323 to 4717 and encodes 1464 amino acids. The transcript has 24 exons. The record is from RefSeq and is a predicted model, not a curated record. NCBI's taxonomy places the organism in Eukaryota, Metazoa, Chordata, Actinopteri, Atheriniformes, Melanotaeniidae.
CGCCGUUCCUCCGACGCGCUGUCCAGGUGUACGGUGAAUGAUAUUGCGGAGAUCUGCACCGAUUUGGAGCCCCAUCAGUUUGUGUGACGUGAUGGCUAAAGUGGCAUGCUUUGUCUCCGAGUCUGGCUGUCACUGGGACGUCUGAAAUGCCGUCAUCCACCGCCCUCAUCUCUCCGAGAAUAAAGCGGGAACACCGCUAUGAUGAAGACUGACACGGGGCUAAGAAUUUGAGCUGUUUGUUUAUAGCUCGAGUGGGAAAAAUUGCGGUCAGGCUAGCCAGAGACCUCACACCCGGCGGCUCGGAUAUCGGAUUAGCUUGGCCAUGGCUGGGCUCAUCAAGAAGCAGAUCCUGAAGCAUCUCUCCAGGUUCGCUAAGAACCUGUCACCGGACAAGAUCAACCUGAGCACGCUGAAGGGGGAGGGCCAGCUCACCAACCUGGAGCUGGAUGAGGAGGUUCUCCAGAGUCUGCUGGACCUGCCCACCUGGCUGGCCAUCAACCGGGUGUUCUGUAACAAGGCUGCCAUCAGGAUACCAUGGACGAAGCUCAAGACUCAUCCAAUAUCUUUGAGUCUGGAUAAAGUAGUGAUGGAAAUGAGUACCUGUGAUGAACCCCGUCCACCUAAUGGUCCGUCUCCCAUAGCAACAGCAUCAGGACAAAGUGAAUAUGGCUUUGCUGAGAAGGUUGUGGAGGGGAUGUCUCUAUCUAUCAACUCCAUUGUCAUCAGGAUCAGUGCCAAGGCCUUUAACGCCUCCUUUGAGCUCUCCCAGCUGCAGGUCUACAGCGUCAACACCAGCUGGAGCACGAGUGACCUGCGAUUCACUCGCAUCCAGGAUCCUCAGAGGGGAGAGAUUCUGACAUUUAAAGAGAUCAGCUGGCAAAUGAUCCGCAUCGAAGCUGACGCAAUCCAGAGUGCCGAGCACGAGAUGCUGAGCGCCCCCAUCCGGCUCAUCACCAACCAGUCCAAGAUCAGAGUCACUCUUAAGAGACGGAUAAAGGACUGUAACGUGGUGGCCUCCAAGCUGAUUCUUAUCCUGGACGACCUGCUGUGGGUGCUAACCGACUCCCAGCUCAAAGCUAUGGUGCAGUACGCAAAAUCCCUCAGUGAAGCUAUGGAGAAGUCUGCACAGCAGAGGAAGAGCAUGGCCACAGAGGAGCAGGUGUCAUCUCCGCCCCCCUCAGCCCAGCAGGUGCGGACUCAACAGGUGUCCGCAGCCGCCGACCAGAGCGCUACCAUGGCCAAACUGUUCAGUGCCUACGAUGUGUGCGAGACAUCCCAUCACCUCCAGAUCACACACCUUGACCUGCACAUCUGUGAUGACAUCCAUGGAAAAGACAAAGUUAACAAUAAAAGGAUAACAGGUGGAGCAAUGCAGCUUUCCUUCAGCUCCAUCACGCUGGACUACUACCCUUUUCACAGAGCAGGUGACACUUGUGUCCACUGGAUGCACUACAGCGAAGCCACCAAAGCCAGGGAGGGCUGGGCGAAGAACCUGCUUGAUGAGUUCAAAUCCAACGUGGAAAUGUUAAAGACUGCAAUUCGAGACCAACAAGCCCCGGGCCCGGCACCCGGCUCCCCGCAGCACGGUAAAAUAAACACUUCAUCCUCCAGCACUUCUUUUAGUCCUCCUCCUCAAACUCCAAAAACCCAGCUUAUGUCCAGCUCACUUGUUCUCAGGAUGGCAGACUUCAGCAUCUACCAGGUGUCAACAGCAGACCAGCGUCGCUCCAGCCCAAAGACGAUGAUUUCCUGUAAUAAGAAGUCCCUGUACCUUCCCCCAGAGAUGCCUGCCGUCCACGUUGAGUUUACAGAAUACUAUUUUCCUGAUGGAAAGGACUACCCCAUCCCAUGUCCCAACCUUUACGCCCAGCUCAAUGCCCUGCAGCUGGUUCUGGAUCCUCGCAGCCUGGUGUGGCUCAACCUCUUCGCCCUCGACCUCAGACAGAGUCUGGAGCAGUUCAUGGAGAUCUACAAGCUCAACGACUCUCAGAAACCCGAAGAGCACGUCGACAUCAAGGUUGACGGCCUGAUGCUCAAGCUGGUGGUUCCCACUGAUCAGGAAGCCUCCUGCCCCGCUGACCUGCCUCGCUCCAUCUCAAUACAGACAUCAGAAAUGGUGGCCACCAACACCCGGCACCCUGCCAACUGCACCCGCUCACACCUGGAGGCCCUGCUGCAGGCUUUCGAAGAGGAGCCCUUCUUCUCUUCCUCUUUCUCCUCUUUCCCUCGCUCCUCCUCCACCAUACCUAUCCUUCAUCCUGUCUUCCAGCGCCACGCUCACGAGCAAGACACCAAGCUGCACGACAUCUAUCGGGGGCUGGUGGUGCCAACGAUGGGCACAGUUGCCCUCAAGAUGCCCGCCGCCACAGACUUUUGGGCGCUGCACUUUGCACAGUUUUGGGUGGACUACGAAGGCACCCGUGGAGGUAAAGGGCGGCCGCAGCCCUUCGUGGACUCCUUCCCUCUCACCGUGUGGGCAUGUCAGCCAGCAAAGCUUGCCCAGCAGCAGGAGAAGCUGCGAAGCGGUGCUGGAUCAGGACUGUCCAAAAGCACAUCAGUAGAGGCCGUCGCACGCUUGCAGAGGAAACGAUUGUUAAAGGAGUAUUACAGCACUGACAGCACACCAUCAUCAUCAUCUUCAUCAUCAUCAUCUCACAGCAAUAAUGCAACACUGCCACCCAACAAUGGGCUCCAUAAACCCCUCUCACUGGACAGUCUGCCCUCCUCUUCCUCCUCAACGUCAAGUAAAGAUGCAGAUGUGCAUGUUUUGGUGCAUGUGCAAAAGCACCUUAGUGCUCAGGUGAGCCACCGGCAGUUUGUGUUUCUGAUGCAUCUUCAGCGCAGCCUCAAAGCCCUGCAGCAGACCCUGCAGCAGGACCUGGAGGAGAUGGUCUUCAAGAGAGACCGCAAGGACACCUCCCACCGUCCUGCAGAUGACCAGCCCUUCACAGUCUGCUUGGGCCUCCUGCUCAAAAGUGCAGAGGUGUCCCUCCUCCUGAAGCCUGUCCCCCACCCUGAGGGUUCAGGAUCCCCUAUAGGAUCAGAGCUCUCCCCAUCAGAAAGCCGAGGAACUCUGGAGCCGGCGAACGAAGCGGGAGAGGGAGCAGAGAAGAGUAAUGAUGGGUCUGGCUCAGAAGGAGAUGGAGCUAAGCAAUCUUGCACUGUAGACCAGCUGCUAUGUGGGGACGUUUCAGAAGGUGGAGCUACGCAGGGCCCUGCUCCUCUCGUCCCCUCGUGCACUUCUACACGUCCUGAUUCAGCGGAGGAGAGGACUCCAGCUAAGAAUGCAGGGAGGGGGAGUUCAGAUGAAGGGGGAGACAAUGUGGUGGAUGGGUUGGGUAUAACUGAUGAGGUGGGAGGUGUGUUAGACUCCAGAAUCCCCAGUGACCCUCCCUCUGAUCCACUGAGCAACAGAGACUUCAACGACAAAGAUAAGACUGCAACCCCGAAGAUGCCUCAGUCGAUAUCCAGGAAAGGAAGUUUGUCUGUGGUUUCUGAUCUUCUCAGCUCCUCAAACUCCAGCAGAUCCACCUCCCUUUAUUCCAUGUCCAACAUUGGUCGUUUGAUGCGUGACCGCUCCCAGUCCAGCUUCUCUGUGUCCUAUAAAAACAUGAAGAAGAGCCCAUCCCUGCAGUCCCUGGACAACAUCUCCAUUGACAGCUACCUGAUGGAGGAUGGAGACGCCUACAGCUUGAUGGAAAGAGACGACGUGUCCAUCUCAGGCUUCAAGGACGCCAUCAGUGAACAGAGCGCCACAGAGAGCGCCGCUGAGGUGGUCACUGGUCAGGAUCAGGAGGGGGGCGUGUCCCCUGACAGUGCCAGCGCAACGUCUCAGAGCGUUGAUGAGCCCACCAAAGAUAUAGUCUCUGUGCUGGUGUUGAAGGUAGACUCAGUGUGUGUGGGCAUGGAGGUGGUGGGUGAGAGCACUGCCGUGGCUCUGGAGGUGGGUCAGGUCACACCCAACCAGCUGGGCAACGUCAGCCUCAGGCAGUACCUCAGCAACCGCAGCCUUGGCAUGGUGUGUUCAGUACCAAUACCUGCUCAGAGCAGCCAAGCUGGAGGCGAGGUCACCUCUGCAGCGGAUCGGAGACCCCACGGUCCGGAGGUACGGGCUCGCCUGGAGACCGGGCCCUGCGCCGCAGCCCACUCCCCGCUGGCAGAGCGCAACGGCUUCCUGCAGCUGCGUCUCCAUGGAUACCACACAAGCUUCCUGAUGUCCACGCUGCGCAACCUCACUCUUUUCCUGGAGGACAACUCUGCCCCGCAGGUGCUGCCCAUGAAGAUCAGCGUCAGGGACACACACAUCGAUUUAAAGGAUGACGGCCCCCGAGACAAUCCCUCCGACCACGAGCCCUCUCCAAUCACUCUGCAUGUGGACAGUCUCAUCAUACACAGGAGAGACGAUGGGUCUUUCUCCAUUGGAGUGGAUGAAGCAGCAGAGGCCAAAACCAAGACAAAGAGCUCAUUGAUUGACAGCUCUCUGAGUCCAGUUCCUGAGACUGUGAGCAGCGUCUGCAGGAUACCAAAGGCUACGCAGACUCAAGCUCCGCCCACCAGCCCUUCUCCAUCCACCAGGGAAAAGAUGCUGAUGCUGAUGGAGGAGAACGAAUGCCUGAAGGUGGAGCUGUCCCGAGCCAAAAUGGCGCUGGCAGAGGCUCAGAUGGAGAAGGACUCGCUGCUUCACCGCAUGAGGAGCCUCAAAGUCAACACCAGCUAGACCCGACUUCUCCGUCACAGCCAGACGUUCGGGUCUGCAGUGGCGAUGCUGAGAGACAGCAGUUCACGUCAAGUAAAGAAGAAGAUGGGCUUUUUUUUUUCCUUUUUACUUUAGUCUCUCCAUUUUCACGCUUCUUCGAGCGAGCCGGCACGACUUUAGACUUCAAAGUGAAGCAGAUAAAGAAGAUGAGUGAAAACACACAUUUUUACAAGCUGGUCCGUUUUUUCUUCUUCGGCUUGGACGGCAGAGACGUUCAGAAGGUUUUAAAAGAAGAGAAGCGAUGCUGAGGAGGAACGUUUGUGUGUCUGUAUGUGGGAAUAAAAGAGGAUGAGAUCUAUAUCUCUGGUUGUGCCUACAGAAAACCCUCCCCCCCCAUUCCUGGUGUCUGAGUGGAAGUAAAAAGAGCUUCGUAUCAGAGUUAGAAAGUACACUGAAUGUUGUAUCUUCAGAGGAAUGUCUAAAAAACAACACUUAUUUUGCACUGCACUGAAGUUUUUAACUUGGUGCUUUCAUAUUCCGAUGGGGAGGAGACGAAUCCCGCUCCUCCUGAUCGUGUACAGUGUAAAUUGUACUCGAAUGUGAACACGUAACUAUUUUCUGAAGAACCUUGAAUGGUUACACAGUGUUUCAGUUGGAUUUGUGUGUUUGUGUGCAUCUCAGAUAGAAAACAAGUGUUUCGUUGAAAAGUAGAGGAGGAAAUUCAUUCAGUUCCACAGCUUUGUCAAGCAAAAUGCUUCAUACUAGUCUGUACGCGCCACCCUUGUCCUAUUUUUCUAUGUGUAAAUAGCUACUUAACACAUGCUGCACUUUUAAACCUGAGGCAUUGUUAAAAAAUCUGAAGGUGAAACUGUGAUAGCAGCAGGUGGACGCACAGAUUAAAAUGAACAAAAAAAAGGCAGAUUGAAGCUGCCAGACUACCUGCGUGCAUCGUUAUGUAAAAACUUUGACUCUACCAUGUGGUGUAAUUUUAGUUUAGUUUUUUUUUUUGUGGACACGUUACGACCACAUCUGCUGCUGUUUCAUCCCUGUGUGAAAGUUUGAGGAUAAAAACCUCAGAAAAUGUUAAAAACGACUCAAAUCGACUGAAUUUUCUAACUACAUGCUUUGACACAGCACAUAAAGAAAGAAAGAUGGGUAGUUUUAGGUUUCAGAAGCCUUAAACUCACACACAACGUUAACCAGUUGUGUCCUCUCCAGCUCGGCCCGGUUCAUUUCAAGUUCUCCAAUUAAAUAUAGUAAAAAGUUCUGCUUUCUGUUGUAGCUGGGAAACGAUUUCUACAGAUUCAAAUGUGAAAUAUCUCGGGUUUCGACUUUCUUUGAUCUUCAUUUUCUAUUUUUUUCUCUCCAAUCCUCAUCAGAGCCUUCCUCCCCUUCAGAGGGGAAAAGCCACCUUCAGAAAGGAGGGAAAAUUCCACAAAUGAUGAAAAGUUGUAUUUUGACUGUCAAAGCUGCUGAAAUACUGAUGAAAAUGAACUAAUAAACAUUUUAAAGGUU